CAUACAUGUAUGUAUUUAUUUUAUAUCUAUUAUAUUUCAGCACAUAGUACAUGUAGCACACAUUUAUUUAUUGUGUUUAUAUCUUUAGUCUAGAUUGCUCCACACAUGCAGGGAUCUCCCCAGGUGUACAUUUCAUACAGUACAGUUACAUAUAUUAUAUUUCAGGUCGUAAAAAAAAAAAAAAAAAAAAAAAAAAAAAAAACCUGCUGGAUCGCCACAGGUCAUUCUAUUUAUGUGUAUUGUACUACGCCUGUUGGAUCGCGACAGGUCGUAUCACCCUGCUGGAUCGCCACAGGUCAUUCAUUCUCUUUAUGUAUACUGUACUACACCUGCUGGAUCGCCACAGGUCAUUCUAUUUAUGUGUAUUGUACUACGCCUGUUGGAUCGCCACAGGUCGUAUCACCCUGCUGGAUCGCCACAGGUCAUUCAUUCUCUUUAUGUAUACUGUACUACACCUGCUGGAUCGCCACAGGUCAUUCUAUUUAUGUGUAUUGUACUACGCCUGUUGGAUCGCCACAGGUCGUAUCACCCUGCUGGAUCGCCACAGGUCAUUCUAUUUAUGUGUAUUGUACUACGCCUGUUGGAUCGCCACAGGUCGUAUCACCCUGCUGGAUCGCCACAGGUCAUUCAUUCUCUUUAUGUAUACUGUACUACACCUGCUGGAUCGCCACAGGUCAUUCUAUUUAUGUGUAUUGUACUACGCCUGUUGGAUCGCCACAGGUCGUAUCACCCUGCUGGAUCGCCACAGGUCAUUCAUUCUCUUUAUGUAUACUGUACUACACCUGCUGGAUCGCCACAGGUCAUUCUAUUUAUGUAUACUGUACUACACCUGCUGGAUCACCACAGGUCAUUCUGUCUAUUUAUGUGUAUUGUACUACGCCUGUUGGAUCGCCACAGGUCGUAUCACCCUGCUGGAUCGCCACAGGUCAUUCAUUCUCUUUAUGUAUACUGUACUACACCUGCUGGAUCGCCACAGGUCAUUCUAUUUAUGUGUAUUGUACUACGCCUGUUGGAUCGCCACAGGUCGUAUCACCCUGCUGGAUCGCCACAGGUCAUUCUAUUUAUGUGUAUUGUACUACGCCUGUUGGAUCGCCACAGGUCGUAUCACCCUGCUGGAUCGCCACAGGUCAUUCAUUCUCUUUAUGUAUACUGUACUACACCUGCUGGAUCGCCACAGGUCAUUCUAUUUAUGUGUAUUGUACUACGCCUGUUGGAUCGCCACAGGUCGUAUCACCCUGCUGGAUCGCCACAGGUCAUUCAUUCUCUUUAUGUAUACUGUACUACACCUGCUGGAUCGCCACAGGUCAUUCUAUUUAUGUAUACUGUACUACACCUGCUGGAUCGCCACAGGUCAUUCUGUCUAUUUAUGUGUAUUGUACUACGCCUGUUGGAUCGCCACAGGUCGUACUACCCUGCUGGAUCGCCACCGGUCAUUCAUUCUCUUUAUGUAUACUGUACUACACCUGCUGGAUCGCCACAGGUCAUUCUAUUUAUGUAUACUGUACUACACCUGCUGGAUCGCCACAGGUCAUUCUGUCUAUUUAUUUGUAUUGUACUACGCCUGCUGGAUCGCCACAGGUCAUUUUCUUAUUUUGUAUAUUGCACUACAUCUGCUGGAUCGCCACAGGUUAUUUUAUUUAUGUGUUUGUACUACGCCUGCUGGAUCGCCACAGGUUAUUUUAUUUAUAUAUAUUGUACUUCGCCUGCUGGAUCGCCACAGGUUAUUUUAUUUAUGUAUAUUGAACUACGCCUGCUGGAUCGCCACAGGUUAUUUUAUUUAUGUGUAUUGUACUACGCCUGCUGGAUCGCCACAGGUUAUUUUAUUUAUGUGUAUUGUACUACGCCUGCUGGAUCGCCACAGGUUAUUUUAUUCAUGUGUAUUGUACUACGCCUGCUGGAUCGCCACAGGUUAUUUUAUUUAUGUGUAUUGUACUACGCCUGCUGGAUCGCCACAGGUUAUUUUAUUUAUGUGUAUUGUACUACGCCUGCUGGAUCGCCACAGGUCGUAAUACCCCUGCUGGAUCGCCACAGGUCAUUCAUUAUUUCAGUAUAGUUAUGCAUACAUGUAGGUAUUUAUUUUAUAUGUAUUAUAUUUCAGCACAUAGUACAUGUAGCACACAGUAUUUAUCAUGUUAAUAUCUUUAGUCUAGAUUGCUCCA
Messenger RNA from Mytilus trossulus (common blue mussel), 2159 nucleotides. RefSeq lists its product as uncharacterized. The transcript is spliced from 3 exons. NCBI's taxonomy places the organism in Eukaryota, Metazoa, Mollusca, Bivalvia, Mytilida, Mytilidae. Bases 233 to 2053 code for a protein of 606 amino acids. The record is from RefSeq and is a predicted model, not a curated record.